CCUACCAAAAAUAACCGAAGGAUGCAUCAAAUUAAUAAGGAGAUCGAGUCCAUUUUGCGGGGUGUAAUUGGAAAAAGGAUGAAGGCUAUGCAGGAUGGGGAAAGCACAAAAGAUGACUUACUCGGCUUAUUACUAGAGUCAAACAUGACAGACACUGAUGAGAAUGGCCAGUCUACCCUAGGAAUGUCAGCAGAUGAAGUAAUGGAGGAGUGCAAGUUGUUCUAUUUUGCAGGAAUGGAGACAACAUCAAUAUUGCUUACAUGGACAAUUAUUGUACUUAGCAUGCACCAGGAGUGGCAGGAACGUGCAAGGGAGGAGGUUCUUGGCUUAUUUGGAAAACACAAACUCGAGUAUGAGGGUCUUAAUCAACUCAAAAUUGUGACGAUGAUUCUUUAUGAAGUUCUUCGACUAUACCCACCGGGUAUUGCAUUCCACCGGAAAACAUAUAAGGAGGUUGAGAUUGGAGGCAUCAGGUACCCAGCUGGUGUGAUCCUUGAGAUGCCAGUAUUGUACAUCCACCAUGAUGUAGACAUCUGGGGGGAUGAAGUACACGAAUUUAGGCCGGAUAGAUUUGCCGAGGGGAUCUCCAAGGCGUCGAAGGAGCCGGGCGCAUUUUUCCCAUUUGGGUGGGGGCCACGGAUCUGUAUCUGCCAGAACUUUUCAUUGCUUGAGGCUAAGAUGGCAUUGUGCAUGAUCCUUCGUGGCUUUAAGUUUGAGCUGGCACCGUCUUACACUCAUACACCACAUUGUGUGAUGAUGUUACGUCCCAUGCAUGGUGCUAAUAUUAGGUUCCACACAAUCUCUUCAUAGUAUCCCUACAUACAUCAUUCACUUUUAUAUUAUAUGCAUGUACUCUUGUCCACGACGGGUUUUAUUUAUCCAUUUUUGUAACAAAAUUCCAACAUGAGCUCUGGCUAAAUUGAGAACUUGAGUUUUUUGUAGAA
This is a messenger RNA of Triticum dicoccoides, 944 nucleotides long. Its product is annotated as cytochrome P450 CYP72A219-like. The annotation marks the transcript as partial. The transcript is spliced from 2 exons. The record is from RefSeq and is a predicted model, not a curated record. Gene Ontology annotation, molecular function: iron ion binding; oxidoreductase activity, acting on paired donors, with incorporation or reduction of molecular oxygen; monooxygenase activity. NCBI's taxonomy places the organism in Eukaryota, Viridiplantae, Streptophyta, Magnoliopsida, Poales, Poaceae.